Molecule: messenger RNA, 635 nt
Organism: Dufourea novaeangliae
Lineage: Eukaryota; Metazoa; Arthropoda; Insecta; Hymenoptera; Halictidae
Gene: Pldn
Product: biogenesis of lysosome-related organelles complex 1 subunit 6-like
Exons: 5
Coding region: 100-567 (155 amino acids)
Biological process (GO): intracellular transport
Cellular component (GO): extrinsic component of membrane; transport vesicle; BLOC-1 complex
Source: RefSeq, a predicted model, not a curated record
CAAAUGUCAAAUUCGUGAUACCGAUUCAAAUUUAACUAAUAUUCUCAUACUCUUCGUUUACAUAUGUCAUAGUGAAGAAUAAAUAGUAAAAUAUUUAAAAUGAUGACUGAUAUGGAAGAAACAGAAGUGAAACAUGUUCAAUCACAAAUUGAGAGACAUGAUUGCGAAGAUGAUCAAGUACACUAUUCAGAAGCCACAAAGAAAUUGGCCAUAGGGCUUUUAAAUAUUUAUCAGUUACCAUCGGAACAAGUUCAGAAAGAACUGAACGAAGUAACGGGUAAACAAGAAACUUUACUCUGUCAGAUGCAAGUUGAAACCAAAAAACUUCAAGAAAGUUUGGAAGAUAUUGAUUUAAAUGAAACGUUUCAAAUGAUAAAAGUUUAUCAAGGAAAACUAACUCUAAUGAAAAAAGAGAUGGCUUCCAUUCAUGAGAGAACAUUCAAAUUAAAAAAACGAGCAUUAAGGUUACAACAAAUGAAACAGAAGGAGGCUUUGAAUAAGGAACAGCAGCGGGAGCAGGAAAUCCGUCGUGAACAAGAAUUAAUUGGUAAACCUGUAGUGAGUUAAGAAAGAGCAACCACUGAGGGAAAUGACUUACACCAGGAAAACUGAUUAAGUGUACAUAAAAGCAAUAU